CAGACCGGGUAAAAUCUAUGGAGGGAAGCUACUUCAACUCAACUUAGCUGUGUUGCAUGCACUAUUCUUGGCUGGUAAUAUUUUGCUGUGUUGAUCCUACCUGCAACAUAUAAACGAUCAACUAAGUAAACUCCAAGUAUAGCGUUUUAAAUGAACAGAGAAGUUCUGAACUAGGUCUUUGGAGUAAGUCCAAAAUUUAACAUGCUGAAAUAGUUUUUUUUUUUUUUUGCCAAGACAGUUGUCUGAGAGACAGUCUCUGUUUUUCUGAAGGCGAAAGAAACUUCAGAAGUUUCAGAGACUGUAUUAAACCAAAAGGAGAUGGACAGCUGAACGAAACUUCUGUGCUGAAGAAAUCCUAUUGUCUUUAGUGAAGUCUUCUUUACACAGUUGGGUACUAGAGCUGACAAUGAAGAUGAACACGGUCUGCAGAUGGAUAGCCCAAGACAAGCUUCCAAUAUAGAUCCACUGCUUUGGAGUUAUACUUGAAGCGACUGACCGAUGGAUUCUAGCGCAGCCUGUGAGUUGCUGACAUGAGCUCAAGGGCACCCAGCACACAAGUCUGGAGGUGUCCGCUUUCCGGAGAAAUCUGAGCCCCUCAAUGAGCUGCUAAAAGACGCGAGGCUGUUUCACCGUGAGGACGUCAACCAUGGGCCUGUUAUGGUGCGGCGUGGGGCUGAUCGUGCGCGUCUAACCUGCCUGUAGCGCCCCCUUCUCCCCCCCCCUCACCCCUCUCCCGUACCCCUCCCCAACCCCAUGUCAGAUUGUUAUCUGAAUUAUGGAAAUUUUGUGGAAGACGCUGACUUGGAUAAUGAGCCUGGUCGCCAUGGCUGCUACGGAAUUUCAGAGCGUCGACAGACUUUCUCACAACUCUCAAGAGGAGUUCUUGUCCUACCUGGAGCACUACCAGCUCACGGUGCCCGUACGGGUGGACGAGAACGGGAAGUUCCUCAGCUACACUGUGAAGCACCACCGCCCGGGUCGACGGCGACGAGGCGUGGCAGACCCCGCCUCCGACCCCCACCCCGGCCCCAACCCCGACCCCCACCCCGGCCCCGACCCCCACCCCUCAGAGACCCACCUCUUCUACAGACUGUCGGCCUACGGGAAGCACUUUCACCUGAAUCUGACGCGCACCCCCCAUCUGGUGUCCAAACACUUCACUGUGGAGUACUGGGGGAGGGAGGGGCUGGAGUGGAGGCACGACAUGCUGGACAACUGCCACUAUGUGGGGUUCCUGCAGAACCAGUUCAGCACCACCAGAGUGGCGCUCAGCAACUGCAAGGGCUUGCAUGGCGUUAUCACAACAGAAGAAGAGCAGUAUAUAAUAGAGCCGUUAAAGAAUAGAUCUUCUACGACGUCCAGUUCGUGGGACCUGGAGGAGGCGCAGCAGCAUGUUAUUUAUAAGAAGACUUCCAUCCCCUCGCCACAAGACCACGGCCAGGAGUACGGCUGUGGGGUCUCAGACUUCACAAAAAAACAGAAACCUUGGCCAUUCGGCACCCCUGCCCCCCCGCCCCCUGUCGCCCCAGGCAACGGCAGCGAGUCCGGCCACGGGCGCAGGCAGAAGCGUUCCGUCAGCACCGAGCGCUUCGUAGAGACUCUGGUGGUCGCCGACAAAAUGAUGGUCGGUUACCAUGGACGCAAAGACAUAGAACCCUACAUCCUGUCUGUGAUGAAUAUUGUUGCCAAACUUUACCGUGAUGCCAGUCUAGGAAAUGUUGUGAACAUUAUUGUAACCAGGUUGAUUGUGCUAACUGAAGAUCAGCCCAACCUGGAGAUCAAUCACCAUGCCGACAAGUCCCUGGACAGCUUCUGCAAGUGGCAGAAAUCCAUCCUCUCUCACCACGGAGACGGAAACAGCAUCCCAGAGAACGGCAUGGCUCACCAUGACAACGCGGUUCUCAUAACCCGGUAUGACAUCUGCACCUACAAGAACAAACCCUGUGGUACCCUGGGUAAGUGUUCCUCAUUCCUCCACCCACUGUCCCGACGUGACCAUGGGGAGGGGGGCUCAGUGGGAGGCGUGUAUCCACUUCCUGUGCCCAACAGUGCCCCGGGGCAGGUGUACGACGCGGACGAGCAGUGUCGCUUCCAGUACGGAGCCUCCUCGCGUCAGUGCAAAUACGGGGAAGUGUGUAGAGAGCUGUGGUGCCUAAGCAAAAGCAACCGUUGUGUCACGAACAGCAUCCCUGCGGCCGAGGGGACCCUGUGCCAGACAGGGAGCAUUCAGAAGGGGUGGUGCUACCAGGGGGAGUGUGUGGGCUUCGGCACCUGGCCCCAGAGCGAGGACGGAGGCUGGGGGCCCUGGUCCCUGUGGGGGGAGUGCAGCAGGACGUGCGGAGGAGGGGUGUCAUCUUCCGGGAGACACUGUGACAGCCCAGCGCCUUCAGGAGGAGGGAAGUACUGUCUGGGGGAAAGGAAACGCUACAGGUCAUGUAACACCGACGCCUGUGCGGCAGGAUCCAGGGAUUUCCGAGAGAAGCAGUGCGCCGACUUUGACAGCAUGCCCUUCCGUGGGAAGUACUACAACUGGAGGCCCUAUACUGGAGGCGGUGUGAAACCCUGUGCUCUGAACUGCCUGGCCGAGGGGUACAACUUCUACACGGAACGUUCCCCCGCGGUCAUCGACGGUACCCGUUGCCAGGGCGACUCGUUGGACAUCUGCAUCAAUGGGGAGUGCAAGCACGUGGGCUGUGACAACAUCCUGGGGUCCGACGCCAAGGAGGACCGCUGUCGCGUGUGCGGAGGGGAAGGGAGCACCUGCGAGGCCACCGAGGGCCUGUUCAACGACUCCCUGCCCAGAGGAGGCUACAUGGAGGUUGUUCAGAUACCCAGAGGUUCAGUGCACAUUGAAAUCAAAGAAGUUGCCAUGUCCAAAAACUACAUCGCCUUGAAGUCCGAGGGAGACGACUACUACAUCAACGGGGCGUGGACGAUCGACUGGCCCAGGAAGUUCGACAUCGCGGGGACCGCCUUCCACUACCAGAGGCCCCCGGACGAACCCGAGUCCCUGGAGGCCCUCGGAGCCACCACGGAGAACCUGGUCGUCAUGGUGCUCCUGCAGGAGCAGAACCUGGGAAUCCACUACAGGUUCAACAUCCCCAUCCAGCGCACAGGAAGUGGCGACAACGAGGUGGGGUUCGCCUGGCACCCCCUGCCAUGGUCAGACUGCUCCGCCACCUGUGCUGGAGGCUCCCAGAGGCAGGAGUUGGUGUGUAAGCGUCUGGAUGAUAACUCGGUGGUCCAGAACAACUACUGUGACCCGGACAGCAAACCUCCAGAGACCCAGAGAGACUGCAACACAGAGGCCUGCCCUCCCGAGUGGUUCAUCGGGGACUGGUCUGACUGCGGGAGGACGUGUGACGGGGGGACACGGACCCGCACUGUGCUCUGCGUCCGCAGGAUAGGCCCCGCCCAGGAGGAGACCCUGGAAGACAGCCACUGCCUCACACACCGGCCAAUCGAACGCGAGUCCUGCAACAACCAGUCCUGCCCCCCCCAGUGGGUCACCUUGGAUUGGUCAGAGUGCACGCCUAAGUGUGGCCCCGGGUUCAAGCAUCGCAUCGUCCUGUGCAAGAGCAGCGACCUGACCAAGACCUUCCCCCCCGCCCACUGUCCCAGCCACAGCAAGCCCCCGGUCCGAAUCCGCUGCAGCCUGGGACGCUGUCCGCCCCCUCGCUGGAUCCCUGGGGAAUGGGGACAGUGCUCGGCGCAGUGUGGCCUGGGCCAGCAGAUGAGGCUGGUGCAGUGUGUGUCCUACACGGGGCAGCAGUCCAGUGAGUGCUCCGAGGCCCUCAGGCUCUCCACCAUGCAGCAGUGCGAGAGCAAGUGUGACGCCACGCCCAUCCUCAACGGAGACGAAUGCAAAGACGUAAACAAGGUGGCGUACUGCCCGCUGGUGCUGAAGUUCAAGUUCUGCAGCCGUGCGUAUUUCAGACAGAUGUGUUGCAAGACGUGCCAAGGACACUGACUCACCAGGACACUGACCCUCCAGGACACUGACCCUUCAAGACACUGACCCUCCAGGACACUGACCCUUCAAGACACUGACCCUCCAGGACACUGACCCUCCAGGACACUGACCCUCCAGGACACUGACCCUUCAAGACACUGACCCUCCAGGACACUGACCCUCCAGGACACUGACCCUCCAGGACACUGACCCUUCAAGACACUGACCCACCAGGACACUGACCCUCCAGGACACUGACCCUCCAGGACACUGACUCACCAGGACACUGACUCACCAGGACACUGACCCUCCAGGACAAUGACUCACCAGGACACUGACUCACCAGGACACUGACCCUCCAGGACACUGACCCUCCAGGACACUGACCCUCCAGGACAAUGACUCACCAGGACACUGACUCACCAGGACACUGACCCACCAGGACACUGACCCACCAGGACACUGACCCUCCAGGACACUGACCCUCCAAGACACUGACCCUCCAAGACACUGACCCUCUAGGACACUGACCCUCCAGGACACUGACCCUCCAGGACACUGACCCACCAGGAUGGAGACACGGAGGGAGGGAGGGAGUGAGGGAGGGAGGGAGGAGGGAGACCUGGGACGGCACAGUGGAGAAGGAGGCAGACAGUAUGAUGGAAGCACGGAAGAUGAAAGGGAGGGAUUCACCCCGUUUCCCCCCCCCCCCCCUCCCACCCCGUUUCCCCCCCCCACACCUGGUCCCCCCGCCGUCACCUUGGAAAAACCAAACCACUGCUCAGCUCCGCACGCUGACACAGAACAGUUUUUAUGUUCACUUCUGUGAAGUGGAACUUAAGAGGAUCAUUUGUUAGUAAUGUUAUUUUUAUUAUAAUAAUAAUUAUUGAUAUUAUUGUUAUCCUUUAUUGUCAUCCGUUUGUCGUUUUUUUUUUCUUUCUUCAAUCCAAAGUGCUGGACACAUCACACACGGAGGGUGGACUCGAGGGAUGGAGGGAUGGAGAGAGGGAGGGGCUGGGGAGGAGAGGAGGAUUAGGACUGAGGAACGGUCUGUGUUGGGCUCUUGCUUUAAGACUGUGAUGGUGCUACAGGGGCAGACAGACCUCAGCUGGCUCCCCUGCCAGGUACAGACAGUCCCAUACAUGUACUGUAUAUUUAUUGUACAACUCAAGACAAGGCAUAAUCGACAUAUUGUUCUCUUAUCGUUUUGUGUCAGAUUGGUAUAUUUAGCCUACUGUAGCCUACAAGGAGGGGUAGUGUUGGUGUGACAGUUCCUGUCGUGAUGAUGCGCUUCCUGUUUGGAACCGACAGACCAGGUCUCAGAUCAGAUACAAUGUGCUGUGCUGGAAGGAGGUCUGUUUGUGUGUUUUUUUUUGCUGUUGUUUAUCCAUCCCUGCUGGAUGAGAGCUGAGGUCAAGCUGGUCCACUUCUCACUUCAUCACACUCAAAACAAAAGCUUGGAUCUGUCUGCUUGUGUUCCUGUGUACUUUUUCUGUUGGCUGUUUUCUUCUCUAAAUUUCGAGAUGCCCACCGGAGCCUCCAGCUACUCUCCCGAGAGAGAGCAUCGAGCCCGGGCUGUCAGACACAGGGCCCGGGCUGUCAGACACAGGGCCCAGGCUGUCAGACACAGGGCCCGGGCUGUCAGACACAGGGCCCAGGCUGUCAGACACAGGGCCCGGCCUGUCAGACACA
Molecule: messenger RNA, 5644 nt
Organism: Osmerus eperlanus (European smelt)
Lineage: Eukaryota; Metazoa; Chordata; Actinopteri; Osmeriformes; Osmeridae
Gene: adamts6
Product: ADAM metallopeptidase with thrombospondin type 1 motif, 6
Exons: 23
Coding region: 776-3970 (1064 amino acids)
Biological process (GO): proteolysis; extracellular matrix organization
Cellular component (GO): extracellular matrix
Molecular function (GO): metalloendopeptidase activity
Source: RefSeq, a predicted model, not a curated record